Danaus plexippus (monarch butterfly) is the source of this 3036-nucleotide messenger RNA. It is a transcript of the gene Sec8, whose product is annotated as exocyst complex component 4. The record is from RefSeq and is a predicted model, not a curated record. The transcript has 17 exons. NCBI's taxonomy places the organism in Eukaryota, Metazoa, Arthropoda, Insecta, Lepidoptera, Nymphalidae. Bases 146 to 2863 code for a protein of 905 amino acids. Gene Ontology annotation, biological process: Golgi to plasma membrane transport; exocytosis; chemical synaptic transmission. Gene Ontology annotation, cellular component: synapse; exocyst; growth cone membrane.
CUGUCAACUGAUUGUUAUUAUGUCAAAUGUGAAAUGGGUGGACCUUCACCCAUUUGCGACUAAUAAAUACUAAACAGUAAACUUUUAACUGUUUAACUACAAUUGACUUGUUUCCUUAUACAAAAUUUUUAACGAAGUAUUAGAUAUGUCUUCACCGCCCCCCACUAAACCACCGCGAGGAGUGAAACAGGGAAAAGAAACUAGUGGAUUGUUAAUGUCAGUGAUCCGAACACUAUCAGCGAGUGAAACAAACGAACAGAGGGAAAAAGAAAGAGCAAAAUUGGAAAAGGAGUACAAAAAGAGUGAUGCACGCCUUGACGAGUUGGUGGCAGCUCAUGCUCAAGAAAUUACAGAUGUGAUGCAGAAGUUCAGUUCAGUGAGCACGGCCCUCAGUGCUUGGGGACAACAUUGUUCAGCGGCGGAGGCUCGGCUGGCGGCCUGUCGCGCUCUACUGAGAGUCCGAAGAGAUGACCUCCGUAGACUGUGGGCCGAUGCCAGGACACAUCACCAUGCCUUACGGAUGCUCACCGAUAUAGAGCGGGUAGUGGUGUGUGAGCGGGAGGCUCGCGAGCUCACCGCGGCGGGGCGGGUGGUGGGCGCGGCGCACGCUCUCAGGGCGGCCUUGAUGACGGCCCGGACCGAGCUACCGGCCGUCACCGCGCUCAACGCCACCACCGACCAUCUAGAGGCCAAGAAGCAGGAGUUGGUUGACGUCAUAGUCGGCCGUUUGAGUGACGCGGUGUACCGUGACGAGCGAGCGCCGCUCAACAGACGACUGUCCGCCAGGAGGAGGACGGCGCUACUGCUGGCCGAACUGACGAAGAGCGAGGAGGUGACGGAUUCGUAUUUACAAGACAUAACGCCAGAGUACGAGGCGUCCCUCACCGAAGACGACAAGACCUUUGAGACCACGGUCAUGAUAUCACUAGAGGCGCUCGGAGUGCUGGAACAACUGAGGGAGGCCACGGAGAAGUUUAAAGUUCAAAUACAGAACGAGCUGCUGGAAGUCAUCGACUCCGUGUCUCGGCGGAUCAUAGAGGAAGGAGACGUAGAGGAGGGAGAGGAGGACGGAGAGAUACAGGAGGCGGGGGGAGAGAGCGAGACGGGGAGACCGCUCACCAGGCUCAUACACUGUCUGACUGAAGAGUUCGAGGCUGGCGGGACGAGGAACAGACGUUUACUGCAGCUGUGGCGCGCCGCGUUAAUAAAACACAAGAUCUCCGAGCAGUCGCUGCACACCGAGCAGCACUACUGGAGCGCCGUGCAGCAAGUGAUGCAGCUUCUACUAACGGAAUAUCUGGAGAUAGAGAGUGUGGCGCUGUCCUCUCAGCGAGCGCCUGAACCUGUCACUGAGCUGAAACUGAGCGAUUACUUCAGUAAGAAGAAACCUCAGAGGAGACGAGAGAAGCUGUUCAAACUGAUGACGCCCCCGCCGCCGUCAGCCCGCGGCCGCCGUCACCGCUACCCGUUAGUGUGCACUCCGCAGCCGGCGCUGUUGCACGCCGCCUUACCGGCCUUACACGCUCUGUGCGCGCUGAUAGAGAAACCCGGUGCCGGUGAGUGUUCACUGCGGAUGUUCGUGUCGGACUACGUGAAGUGGUGUGAGACCGAGCGUCUCUCCCGCGAGGCCCGCGCCGCGGUCGAGGCUGCUGUCAAGGCCCCCGGGGCCUGGAGAGAGAGGGUCAUGGUCCCUGGACGUGAGAGCGAGCGGCCGGUUUUGUCGUGUUGUGUGGAGGCGUGGUCGGUGGUGCGUGCGUGUGCGUUGAGUGCCCGGCGGUGCGGGUCCUUGGGCGGCGUGUGGGCGGCGCGGGCCAGCCGGCCGGCGCUCGCCGCCCUGGCGCAGCACGCGCGCCUCGCACACGGCUCCCUACAGCCGCCGCCGCCCGCCCGCGCCGCUCGCUGGCUGGCCGACGACGACAUCGUGCGCUUCCUCACCGCACUGCCUAACUACGUGGCCGCAGUGCAACGACAGGACUACACGGACAAGGAAUUGAAACAAGCGUACGAGCGUGAGGCUGAGAUCCUCGGCUCCAGUCUCGGCGACGGAGAAAUCUCCAGCAGAGAGAUCACCCAGAGGAUAGACACGCUCGUGGAGCUGGCGCUGCUGUGCGAGAGCAUGGAGUGGCUGUCCCGGAAGAUAAAAACGCUACCCAGCAUAAUGAGCGUCGCCUCGCCCGCCGCUCCCGGGAUCAAACUGUCGGAGAAACUCGUCAGCGAACUACAGUCGACGGCCGCCGUGUUCGAGGACAUCGCGCAGAAAUGUCUACUGUUCUUACACUUGGAGGUUCGCAUCGAGUGCUUCCACUACCUCGGCCAGGAGGAGCGCGAGGAGGCCGUGGGGUCCGGCGGGGGGAGGCCCGGGGGCGCUGGCCCCACGGACGGCGAGGAGGCCGGGGGCGCCGCCCGCCUCGCGCACAGACUGCUCGGCUUCCACGAACACGCGGCCGGCAUACUCACUCCCGCCGCCAUGACGUACAUAAUGAACGGUAUCGGCGAGAUGAUGUCCGCGGCGGUGGUGUGGCGCUGGCAGAGCUCGGCGGCCGUGGACGGUGCGGGGGGCGCGAGGGGUGCGGAGGGUGCCAGGGGUGCGGUGUCCCGCCUCGCCGCCCUCCGCCACUGCCUGGCGGCGCUGUCAGUUCCUCACGACGGUCUCCACUCCGCACACGCUUACAUGCACCUGCUGGCGUGCACCCCCGAGGAGAUCAUAACGUCGGUCCGUGAGAAGGGUCCGCAGUUCUCGGAGUUGGAAUACUUGAACGCUUUCAAGGUGAUAGGAGCUCGUCGCGGCCUGGCCCCCGCCGACAUGAAGGAGCAGCUCAAACAACUGUCCGCCGCCCUCGGACACGUCGGCGUCACAGUGUGAACACAGCCUUAUACGAUACAAUGAUUAUAAUUCCCGUAGCACCCGCUUAGGUCCACAGACUAAUCAUGAUUAUUAUAUUCAACGUAACUAUGGCUGGCUGUAUAAUGUACGAUGCGCUGCAGAUAAUUAAUUAAUUGUUUAUUUUUUAUAAUAAUAAAAAUAUUAUAUGGUUA